Filobasidium floriforme is the source of this 1518-nucleotide messenger RNA. RefSeq lists its product as uncharacterized. The transcript has 5 exons. The record is from RefSeq and is a predicted model, not a curated record. Lineage: Eukaryota; Fungi; Basidiomycota; Tremellomycetes; Filobasidiales; Filobasidiaceae. The coding region runs from base 1 to 1518 and encodes 505 amino acids.
AUGGCAGUCUGCAAGGUCGUAUGGCCUCAAGAUCAUCGGUACAGAAACGGAGGUGGACCUUCGGCAAUUGAUACUCUGCAAGCUGCGUCACUCGUGUUCUCGCGCCCUCUUGAGCGAAUCGCGUUUCGUGAUGAUUCGAAGAGCAAAGGAGGACCAUCGCAGGCGCGGUGUGGUCGCAUGACGAGCGCAAAGGGACAAAUCCUGUUAAGCAAUACGCCCACCUAUUGUACGACUGUCAACACCUCGCUUGAUACUCCGAGAAGAUGCCGUACUCAUCCCGCCGCAGAGACUCCGGACGCGACUGGUAUGCAGACUCGUCUGCGUAUUAUCAAAGACUACCCUUCGACGCACAAAUCAUACGGACGGUCCUCGACAUACACCAAACACCACGCUUAUUCUACAUACAACAAUACACAACGGAGCGACCGACGCCGGAGGAGGACAUAUGACGACGAGCAUGGGUACAGCGAUAUGGAGUUCGUACCGAAAAGCACAGGUAGUGAUAUCUGCCCUCAAGAGGGAUACGAGUAUAGCAAGCGGUCUACGAGAUACCGAACCCAUGGCGAACCUCAAUCCCAUUACGCAUCGGUAGUGGCGGCAAGCUCUGUACUGCCUUCACUCGAACAAGUGAAACUAGGCUCUCAAUUGAUGGCGGACAACCUUCCUCCAGGCUAUGAUAUCUGGUUUACAGACCCGGACGGCAAAGUGAGAUCACCAGAGGAAUUAGGAUUUCCCGAUACGUCCAACGGGCAGGAUCAGUCAUGGGAUCCCGCUAAUGGAGCCGCUCAUAGCUUCCCCGACACUGGCAGGGACCGUCCAUGGCAUGAGUCGCAGGGAGGAGCACCGCCACCAAGUGCUAGCCCAGAAGAUCAUUCAUGGGACCCGCCAACCGGAGACGGCCAGGGAUACGCAAAUGGCGAGUCCGAACAACCUGAGCCCGGUCGACGGGAAUACCUGGAGAAGGUAUUCGAAGGCGUCAGGAUGGAUUGGUCGCUCAUCUGUUACUCUGAUGACGAGUUGCAAGAGAUGAUCGAGAUUAUGAUUCACAUACGAAACUAUUGUGUCCCGGCGCCGAGGGAUCCUUCUUGCGGUUGCCCAUGUCGGUAUUACUACUACAGCCAGAAUAUCUAUUCUACGACGACAGACGACGGCUCAGCAUGCCUUAUCCAGCUCUUCCGUAUAGCGGAGAACGCCGUCCGAGCCAGAAGGCCAAAGAGAGCAACGAACAGUGUAAAAAGUGCUGCAGAACAGUCUUAUCGAAGCCUAGACCAAGACAUCGAAAGUAGAACACGCACAAGGCGGGAUAUUAUGGUCUAUACCAUCAAGCCGGAACAAACUGCCGCCUCCUUCACCCCUGCUGCCCCUUACAGCUAUAGCAGAGACGGCCACGGAACCCUCGAUACGGGAUGUUUCGAUGUUGGUCCUAAAAUGUUAUUUGCAACUCUGUAUCAUCUGCUGACCUUGAGGAAAUUCAGUCAAUGGAAGAGAGAUCUAAGAAACCCGGAGCUUCUCUCCUAA